Molecule: messenger RNA, 1219 nt
Organism: Funneliformis geosporum
Lineage: Eukaryota; Fungi; Glomeromycota; Glomeromycetes; Glomerales; Glomeraceae
Source: the annotation of a GenBank genome assembly
AUGUCUUCUGAACCUCCUUGCAAAAACGAUAAUCUGAAUAGAUUUUAUCUAGCAAUUAGUCGAGAUGGAAGAUAUUCUGCAACGUUCGAUGCGGCAACCCGUCACGUUAAAAUUUUAAAAACUAUCGAUCAUCAAGAACAGAAUAAUAUUGUUGCUCACUUUAAAAUAAAGGAUGAAGAUUUAUCUAUCCAAAAAUUUUACGAUAAUCUUCCGCCAUCCCAAAAUCUGAAUGUUAUUGUCAAAGAUAGAUGGUCGAUCGACAUAUCCAAUGACGGAAAUUUUAUAUUUAUAGCAGUUUCUAUAUUACAAGACGAAGAUAUUAAUGAGAACAGUACAAUGGUUGCAAAAAAUCUCGCUGAUAAUAAUAGAGAAUAUUGUAUAACAUUUAGUUCGGAAAAUUCAAAGUUAGCAGAUUUUAAAACCGCUAUUUAUUGUCUUAAAUUAAAUGAAGACGACGUUAAUAAAGUUGAUUAUAGCUUUAUUAAAUAUAAUUAUAAUAGAUUAUCAGGAAUUUGUAGAUUUGCGGAAGAGAAAAUGGAUAAUGUUUAUCCUCAAGGCCAAGUACAAGCCAAUUUGAUGCAGACUCAAGUGUAUAAUAAUGUAGGAUCGUCACCAUCUACUUCUACUACUUCUGUAACGCAAGUGGAAGGAACUCAAGCAACUCUCGACGCUCGUAUUAAACCAGAUUAUAAUUUAAAAAAAUUUAUUUUAUUGAACUAUAAUAGUAUAUAUAGCUUUAAAUAUAAUUUGAAACAUACAACUUUUAGCGAAGUAGAGAAAUUUAAUUAUCCAGAUGAGGUUAAGAAGCAAUUAGAAGAAUAUAAAAAAAAUACACAGGAUCGCACAAGUCUACUCUUGUCACAUAUUUAUAAAAAAUAUUUUAUUAUUAAAGACAACAAAGAUAGCAGCAAAAAUUUUCAAGACAACUCAAGAUUUCAAGAUAACAGUAAAAAAGUUCUUGAAGUUUAUGAUCUAGGAAAAAUGAGAUUGGAAACUAGUAUAAAGAUCGGUGAUGACGACACAAACCUUGACGACAAAGUUUACUCGAUCGAUAAACAAGAAUUACAAUUUUGUAUUGCUACAGGACCUCAAUCUAUUGGGAUAUUCCUUAUGGAACAUGGAUCGAAAAUUGCAUCCAAAUCAUUUGAAGAAUUCGAUAUACGUAAAAUCCAUUUAAUUGAAUUCAUCAACAGCGAUGAGAAAUUAUUUUUGAUUGUCA